Molecule: messenger RNA, 825 nt
Organism: Phytophthora sojae
Lineage: Eukaryota; Oomycota; Peronosporomycetes; Peronosporales; Peronosporaceae
Exons: 4
Coding region: 1-825 (274 amino acids)
Cellular component (GO): lysosome
Molecular function (GO): thiolester hydrolase activity
Source: RefSeq, a predicted model, not a curated record
AUGAUGCUCUGUCGCUGCAUCUUUCUCGCGUUGGUGUCAAGCGCUUUCGUAUUGGAGAAUGUCGCUUUGGGUGCAUCCGACCUGCCCUUGGUCUUCUUCCACGGCGCAACAAUGACCUUCGAGGCUGGUAACAACUUUGAGGCUAACCUGACCGCAGAGGCCGCUCAGUGGAGGCGCUGUCGUUCUGUGGCGGCCCCGGAAGCUGUUCGAGAGGUGGUGGCGAACAACUCGGCAUUCGACGACGGCUACAUCUUCAUCGGUCACUCGCAAGGUGGACUUAUCGCCCGUGGCGUCAUUGAGGAGAUGGAUGAUUACAAAGUUAAGCGCUUCAUCAGCCUGGCCGGUCUUCAGAACGCUGCUACCGUGUUUAACUACGGUCCCGAGGACUACUACGGCAAGAUGCAGAAGGACUUCGUACUCUACUCGGUGGAGAACCCGGGGGUUCAGGGGCUGCACUCACACUUCAAUUGCGUAUACGACCAGCACUGCCGCAAAUCGAAUUUCCUGAAGGUGGAGCAGGCCCACUUCUUCGCAUCAUCGGCGGAUACGGUUAUCAAACCGUGGCAGAACUCGCUUUUCGGUCGCUACUCAGAGGUUGACACGAUCGAGGAAAUCCAGACGAAGUUUAUGAAUUUGACCAUGGUCGACAUGAAGGAUACGAUAGAGUACACUUCGGAUACAUUUGGACUCAGAACGAUGGACGAGCGUGGCGGGUUGUUCCUCCGAGAAAUCGCCAACGUUACCCACUUGUGCUGGGUUCUAGACGAGGGCAAUUGUGAGUGGGUGACCGUGUACGACCAGCACAUCUAUCCUGCGCUUGUGUGA